AUGGACCGUAUAUCGAGCUUAUUGGGGAUACCGUAUUUACGGGAAGCGAAAGCGUUCCUUGGACCUGAAUUGACUCUGACGCUGCAGGCGCUGCAAAUGAAGGCAAAGUUGGAAUCAGAGCAGUCAACAUCGCCUGGUCCUGGAAUGCAGGGUAUUGUCACCGGAUUCUGGGUGGGCACCAUCUCCACUGGUACAUUGAACAUCCUUGUGGGCCAGGGCUCUGACGGCACUGAGGGAAUCGAAGCCGCGACAAUUGUGGAAGCUGCAGGCAUAACCCCCACUGGUACCUUGAAUAUCCUUGUGGGCCAGGGUUCUGAUAGUGCUGAGGAAAUCGAAGCCGCAAUGGUCGUGGAAGCUACGAUAUCUCCGGGAACAGAAGUGCCAACAAACGAAGAAGAUUCUAGCGUUGCAAAAGGAGAAAACACGACUACCAUCAAGGAGCACGAUUGA
Molecule: messenger RNA, 450 nt
Organism: Didymosphaeria variabile
Lineage: Eukaryota; Fungi; Ascomycota; Dothideomycetes; Pleosporales; Didymosphaeriaceae
Exons: 2
Coding region: 1-450 (149 amino acids)
Source: RefSeq, a predicted model, not a curated record